AAUAGCAUUAUUUUUUUUCCUAACUUAAUGCUAUCCAUGUUUCCAAACAACACUAUUUUAUUUUUGAACUGCUAUCUAUGUUGUCAAACAAAAUUUAAACUCUUCUACUUUAAUAAGAUAGAUUUAUUAUCAUAUUCUAAAAAGAUUAUCAAAAUUUUCAAAAUUAAGCAUUAAAUGUAAUUAUCCAUGUCACAUUUAAUAUAAACCAUGUCACAUUUAUUUAGUGAAAAUGAUGGUAAAGAUGACAUGUGUCAAAAUUACUUUGCAAAUAAUAUCUUGGAUUGAAUGUUAUGUAACAAUUUAAGUAGGUAACUUGGUGACUAAUUAAUUCAGUUCCAAUUUAAAAAGACACCAGUUGGCAUUAACAUUCACAACACAACCCGAACAAGAUUUGAUUUGUUCUCAUGAGAAGUUAUAACUCUUUUCUCUAGCUCAAAAGGCCAACUUUUGAACAAAGCAAUCACGAGAAACCUUUGAAUAUCUCUUACUUUGGAUCCGUUCCUUGUUCACUUGGUUUCUUCUUUAACUUCCAAAACACAACUCGUAUCAUAACCUCUCUGGUGCUUUUCCAUCUUCUCGUGUCUUUUUCCCCGGAAAAUUUUCUCCCUCCUUUGUUGAUUUUUCCCGGAAACUUUCCUUGUUCUUCUAUCUUCUAGGAAAAAAGAAAGAUGAAACCCAUUUGUUUCCUUCUCUGUUUCUGUUUCCUUCCUGUAAAAGUCUCCUCCUUUUGACAUAAUCUUUCUUGGUUUAAAUUAUUAAAAACCUCUCUUUGAACAUUUCUUUUCCCUGUUUCUGUUUUUGUUUAUUUCCGAGAAAAUUAAUGAAACGGCGGCUAUAUUAUCGGGAGAUCCUAUCGAAUCCAUGUUUCUGAAUCAGUUCAUGCACUUCUUGAAAUCUAUUCACACUUUCAGAAGGAAAACCCUAGUUUAACAAAACCCUAGAUCCUCUGCUUUCAAAACCCUUCCUUGUCUUCCAAGCAAACUCUCCUCUGAUUUUUCAACAUGCCUGGUUCAUGUUUCAACCCGUUUCGACGGUCUCCAAGAUCCAAGUUCCCUGCAGAGGCUUCCUUCCCGGCCUUAUCCGCUAAACCGUCUUCAUCGAAAACAAACCGGUAUGCAGAAAGUGAGACGAUGGAGAAGAAGAGAUUCGACAGUAUGGAGUCUUGGUCGAUGAUUCUUGAGUCCGAGAACGUGGAGACAUGGGAAGCGUCUAAAGGCCAAAGAGAGGAAUGGACCGCUGAUCUUUCGCAGCUCUUUAUCGGAAACAAGUUUGCUUCCGGAGCGCACAGCAGAAUCUACAGAGGGAUCUACAAACAAAGAGCCGUCGCUGUGAAGAUGGUGAGGAUCCCUACACACAAGGAAGAGACAAGGGCUAAGCUCGAACAGCAGUUUAAGUCCGAGGUUGCUCUGCUUUCUCGUCUCUUUCACCCUAACAUCGUCCAGUUUAUUGCGGCGUGCAAGAAACCUCCUGUAUACUGCAUAAUAACUGAGUACAUGUCCCAAGGGAAUCUCCGAAUGUAUCUAAACAAGAAAGAGCCGUACUCGCUAUCUAUCGAAACUGUACUAAGGCUGGCUCUAGACAUCUCUAGAGGAAUGGAGUAUCUUCACUCACAGGGUGUUAUCCACAGAGACCUUAAGUCCAACAAUUUGCUUUUGAAUGAUGAAAUGAGAGUUAAAGUUGCAGAUUUUGGGACUUCUUGUCUUGAGACGCAAUGCAGAGAGGCCAAGGGUAAUAUGGGAACUUAUCGAUGGAUGGCUCCAGAGAUGAUCAAGGAGAAGCCUUAUACUAGAAAAGUGGAUGUUUAUAGCUUUGGGAUCGUUCUAUGGGAACUCACCACUGCCUUGCUUCCGUUCCAAGGCAUGACUCCAGUGCAAGCCGCAUUCGCAGUCGCUGAAAAGAACGAGAGACCGCCAUUGCCGGCGAGCUGUCAACCAGCACUAGCUCACCUGAUCAAGAGGUGUUGGUCGGAGAACCCCUCGAAGCGGCCGGACUUCUCAAACAUCGUGGCGGUACUAGAGAAGUACGACGAGUGUGUCAAAGAAGGGCUGCCUCUGACAUCACACGCAAGCCUUACGAAGACUAAAAACGCUAUUCUUGAUCGCCUUAAAGGCUGCGUAUCAUCCAUCAGCUCAACAUCGUCCUCCUCCUCUGAACCUGAAAAUGCCUAGUAAUUUAAAGUUGUUUAAGUACCAUAAACCACUCUCAUUGUAAAGAUUACUGUUCUUCUUCUUCUUUUUCUUUCAUUAGUUAUUUUAUUUCAUUAUUCAUCUACGCGAUGUUAUGAUUCGGGUUCCUCGUAAUUUUAAUUAAACUGGAUAUUUACAGUUUGUGUUCAUAAUUUUUGUAGGUUUUUUCUAUUUUCAUUCUUCAAAUCUCAA
Molecule: messenger RNA, 2378 nt
Organism: Brassica rapa (field mustard)
Lineage: Eukaryota; Viridiplantae; Streptophyta; Magnoliopsida; Brassicales; Brassicaceae
Product: serine/threonine/tyrosine-protein kinase HT1
Biological process (GO): protein phosphorylation
Molecular function (GO): protein serine/threonine kinase activity; ATP binding
Source: RefSeq, a predicted model, not a curated record